This is a messenger RNA of Apis laboriosa (Himalayan honeybee), 3962 nucleotides long. RefSeq lists its product as uncharacterized. Lineage: Eukaryota; Metazoa; Arthropoda; Insecta; Hymenoptera; Apidae. The transcript is spliced from 3 exons. The record is from RefSeq and is a predicted model, not a curated record. The coding region runs from base 1254 to 3035 and encodes 593 amino acids.
AGUCAGUCGCGGGGCAUCCGUCGUGGAGCGCGUGUCUCUCGUGCGUCUCGAAUUGUUGUCGUUCGAGUUUCGAACGAGCACCCCCUUCCCUUCGUCUCAUCCGUACUUCCCUUCGAACAAAGAGAUUUUCGACAACGUAGGAAAAAAUUCCACGAAGGAGGGAAAACGGCUUUUCCGUUUUUCCUAUUACAUAUUAUCGUAAUACGUUUUGGUUUUUUCGCGUGUGUUCUUCGUGUUUUCGUGUUUUCUACGACGUAUAUAGAAGGAACAACGUGCAACAGGUUACAGAUAUAUAUAAAUAUUUUCACCGGUAUUUGUUGAUGAUAUUGAUUCUGAGAAUUCCGAGUGAGGAACAUUUCUGUGAAUUGUGACGGAUUGUGCAGUUUUUAUGCUCACUAUAUUGCGGAGAAGACUGUUGGACAUUGUUUAUAAGAGGGAUUUUCGACGAGUUUAGUUUAGUGUUUGUAUGUAGUUGAAGAAGAAGUAGAAGAAGAAGAAGAAGGAUUCAUAUUCAAUAGAAUAUAUAUAUAGAUAUAGAUAGAGAUAGAUAAAAAUAGAAGUUUUCAAAUAUUCGAGAUUAAUCGUGAUAUUAUUGCUUCGUUUUCCCGAAGUCGUAAAUUAAAACGCACGCCCACCCCAAAAUAAUCCCGACUAUUUUUAUCUCGUGUAUCGUGCAUUACUCGAGACGAGAAAGAAAGAUAGGCGGAGGAAAAAAAAAAGUGGAAGAACUCGAAGUAAAGAUCGGGGCGGGAGAAUUGGAAGGAACAGUGGGAAAAAUAAAAAAUCUUCGAGGUUGUCUCGAAGGCCGGGCUACCUGCCACGGUAUAAUCGGGAGAGAAGAAAGUUCGUCUGGGUUCUACAUCCGGUUUUCGAGAUCGUUGCCUACAUUUCUCGAUAUCGGAUACUUAAACAUUUCUGUAUCAUCAUCUUUCGAAUUUUUUUCUCGCGAAAUUUUUUUCGAAUAAAGUAUAUAUAUAUACUGGAAGAGGGGGGGUGGAAGAGGUAAGAAGCGGAAUGCCGGCUCGUUAAUGAUCUUCGCGCGCCUCUUCGCGGUGGAAACGGAAGGAAUGAGAGGCGCCGCGGGUGAAGUUCCUUGGUGCCGAUUGAAUGGAGUUACUUCGAAGAGGUUUUGACUGUCUCUCGUGUCGACCGACUCGUCCCUCUAGAAACGCAGCAUCGUUGUACAUCCGCGUGAGUGGAGUUGGGUCUACAAAAGCAGCGUGUCUCGAUCGAUACGCAGCUAGUCGAUCAGUAUGAUGUUGCAGAACUGUAGCGGCGGUGGAUCCAGAUGCGCCAGACGCGCUCUGAUAUUCGUGUUCGCCUGGGGUCUGGUAAUGAUCGCAGCUGUACAAUUCCGUCACGUGGAGAACAAUCUUAGAGAGACACCAACGGCUGAGGAUUCCACUAACGAAUUGCUGAUCGACGACAUCUACAGUCGACAUGAAACACUGAACAAUCAUGGAUCUUCGAGUCUUGGUCUAUCCAGAUACUUGUUGCAAAGAUCCUCAGCAGACUCCAGUUUCUCGAAUUCUGGUGGUUCAAGUCUUCUAACCACUUUGACCACUAUAUCCAACAAUUCGACUAGAAAUCCUUUAGAUUUAGAGCCACUAUUAGACAAAAGACCUGCGAAAACAGAAGAAGAAUUAAUUCAAGAAAUAGAACAGAGAUUACCUAGUCUCCCUUUAUCUUACUGGAAUAAAAAUAGCAAAUAUUCUGGUAAUCAGGGCAAGAUUAAAGGCAAUAAUAGUUGUUCCAAUUUAAAAUAUCCCUCCAUCUAUGAUAUAGAAUUCAAUAAUGUUUACUGGCAAACAAUGAGGACCAGUAAUGGUACCUUUCAAUUAUUUGGUGCUUUUUAUGACCAUAGAAAAUUGUCUAGAAUAGGCCCAGCAAUUAGAAUUGUUGGAAUGAUUGACAGAAUUGAACCUAUUGUAAAAACUCACUGUCAAUUAUGGUAUGAUGGGGAAAGGGAACCCAAGAUUGUUGAAACUUUAGAAUACAAAUAUAUUUGGUAUCCUAAAUGGGGCAACUAUAAACAGGGAAUUUAUCAGCCUUAUGUAAUUGCCUGCAAAAUCCCACAAACUCAUUGGUUGAAGGGACCCCCAGCCUCAGUUUCUAUGGUAGAAAAACCAUGUGAAACUCCCAGCAAUAAUCUUAGAGUGAUAUACAAUAAGCCUGAAUAUAAAAAAGAUUUUGCUGUUUGUGUAAAAGGACUAGAUUUUCUUCAUGAAGAUCUAUCUGUCAGAUUGGUUGAAUGGAUAGAGUUAAUUACUCUAUUAGGUGCAGACAAAAUCUUCUUCUAUCAGUUACAGGUUCAUCCUAAUGUGACAAAAAUUCUGGAUUAUUAUCAAAAACUAGGUAAAGUUCAUGUUACUCCAUUAACUCUUCCUGGUGGACAACCUAAUGUGCCUGCCUUCCAACAUAUGUAUCUGACUAAAAAGACCAAUCAUAAGAGACAGAAUGAACUGAUUCCUUAUAAUGAUUGUUUAUAUAAACAUAUGUAUGAAUAUGAAUAUAUUGCUCUGUUGGAUGUGGAUGAAGUAAUAAUGCCAGUGAAAGAUGGUACAUGGCAGAAUUUGAUGAAAAGAGUAUUGACGAAAGCAUUUAAGAUUAGAAAUGAGACAAGAGCCUCAUAUAAUGUGAGAAACGUAUAUUUCCUAGAUGAUUUGCUGCAUUCUCAUGGAUACUUCAAAAAUAUACCAAAGUAUAUGCACAUGUUGCAGCAUGUUUAUCGCUCGAAGAACUUUACCAAACCUAAUCAAUACAUCAAGUGCUUCCACAAUCCGGAAAGGGUGGUAACCUUGCAUAAUCACUUUCCUUUAGCUUGUUUGGGCGCUGGAUGCACCAGUUAUCCUAUAGAGACCGAAGAUGCUCAACUUCAGCAUUAUCGGGCCGAUUGCGUGAAAUCGUUGAGAAAAACUUGCGUCGAGUAUCGAGAAAACAGCGUGUUGGAUACUACGAUAUGGCGAUACAGAGACCAAUUAAUCGAAAGGGUUACCAGGACAUUGGAAACUCUUGGUUUUUUUGGACCAAGCUAGCGCAAACAAGAUAGAACGAGUCUCUGUGCUAUUGACGACGAAGCUUGAAAUCGUUUAGAAUUAUUUCCUUCGUUCGUCUCAUUUCCCUUUUCAUUGAAGUUUUUCAAGUUUGCUACUUGAAUGGUCGUUGGAAAGCGUUUGCUUCGUGGAUGAAGAAUUUUUAUAAAAUUGAAUAUCUUCUUUUUUUUUUUUCUAUUAUAUUUUCUAAAACCAAGGAUCUAUGCCAAAAAUUUAUUCUAAAAAUAAUCUUUCUAUAAAAGUAUUAUAUAUUUUUUUUUAUAAUAAUGAUAUUUUGCAAUUUCUUAAAAAUUAUACAACAUAUAUUUUGAUUUUACAACUAAUGAAGUAUAAAUGGAGAUCCUUGAAUGGAAAGCGCGAAGCAUUCAUUCGUUGACCAACACAUUCGAGGACGAAAUGGCUGUGUAAUCGGAUGGAAUAUACGACAAUGAUUAGAAUAAAGCGUAGAAUAAGGAUAGCGUUAACGAUUUUUCAAUUUGUGCCACUAGAUGAAGAAACGUAUUCGCGAAUUGUAAAUUGAAUGCUGUCUUUGCUCAACGCCCUUCGAGAUAAUCGCGAUAUUAAUCGAUUCUUGAGUUAAUUAUUUUUUGAAUGCAUUCGAUAUAUUUCUUAUAAGAUCGAGUAUCAUCGAAUGUAUAUAGAAGAUACCUGUACUCGAGCAAUCGAAACAAAUUCGUUUCAAACUAGAUUAAAGGCACAAAGUAAAAUAUUUUAUUUUGAGUGAUCAUGUUCAUACAAAUAAUCUAAUUUUAUCAAAAAAUUAGUAUUUGUAUUACAUUUAUCUGUAAUGUAUUGUAUAUCAUUAAAUUAUACUAUUGACAUAUUUGAAAAUGUUCGAAUAUUAAAUUCGAAUAUUUUAAAUUGAAAAAACAUGAUCAAAAAGUAUGAAUAUUUUUUAUGAAAAUUAAA